AAAAAAUUCCCUAUUAAGUAUAUUCUAUUGCCAUCUAUCUACAUUAUUUAAAUGUGCAUUUUGUUUUGAAAAUAUAUUUCUAACCUAUAUACAAUUUAAAAAUGGCUAAUAGAACAGUAAAAGAUGCGAAAUCUAUUAGAGGUACAAAUCCACAAUAUUUAGUAGAAAAAAUAAUUAGAUCUCGAGUAUAUGAUUCAAAAUAUUGGAAAGAAGAAUGCUUUGCUUUAACUGCAGAACUUUUGGUUGAUAAAGCUAUGGAAUUGAGGUACAUAGGUGGUGUAUAUGGUGGAAAUGUAAAACCAACACCGUUUCUUUGUUUAAUAUUAAAAAUGUUACAAAUACAACCUGAAAAAGAUAUCAUAGUAGAAUUUAUAAAAAAUGAAGAAUUUAAAUAUGUUCGUGCUCUGGGAGCUUUGUACAUGAGAUUGACAGGAUCUUCUUUAGAUUGUUAUAAAUAUUUGGAACCAUUAUUUAAUGACAAUAGAAAGUUAAGAAGACAAAAUAAGCAAGGUAAAUUUGAAUUGAUCCAUAUGGAUGAAUUUAUAGAUGAUCUUCUUAGAGAAGAAAGAUGUUGUGAUGUAAUUCUACCAAGAAUACAAAAAAGACAUGUUCUUGAAGAAAAUAAUGAAUUAGAAGCAAAAAUAUCUGCAUUAGAAGAUGAUAUGGAUGAAGGAAUAGAGUCUUCAGAAGAUGAAGAUAUACCUCCAGUUAAAGAAGAAACUCGUAAAAGAACAGAUGAUCAUGAUAGGGAUAGAGAUCGUCAUAGAGAUAGAGAUAAAAGACAUUCACGUUCUGAUAAAAAAUCUGAUAGAGAAAAACAGAGAUCGAGAAGUAGAGACAGAGAUAGAGAUAGACGAGAACGUAAACGAAGUAAAUCUCCCAAAAGUCAUUCUUCGCAUAAAGAUAAAGAUAGAGACAAAGAUCGACAUAGACGAGAUGAUAGAGAUAGAGAAAGAGAUAGAGAUCGAGAACGAAGACGAGAACGUGAUAGAGCUAGGCAUUGAAUUGAAAUAUUAAGAUAUGAAAAAUAUUGUACAGAAUAUGAGAAUUGAUUUUUAUAACUACCACGUAAAUAAAAAACAAAAUGAUA
Molecule: messenger RNA, 1090 nt
Organism: Apis cerana (Asiatic honeybee)
Lineage: Eukaryota; Metazoa; Arthropoda; Insecta; Hymenoptera; Apidae
Gene: Prp38
Product: pre-mRNA processing factor 38
Source: RefSeq, a predicted model, not a curated record